This is a messenger RNA of Schizosaccharomyces osmophilus, 789 nucleotides long. RefSeq names its product tRNAHis guanylyltransferase Thg1 (gene thg1). Gene Ontology annotation, molecular function: magnesium ion binding; tRNA guanylyltransferase activity. The coding region runs from base 1 to 789 and encodes 262 amino acids. Gene Ontology annotation, biological process: tRNA modification. The transcript is spliced from 4 exons. The record is from RefSeq and is a predicted model, not a curated record. Lineage: Eukaryota; Fungi; Ascomycota; Schizosaccharomycetes; Schizosaccharomycetales; Schizosaccharomycetaceae.
AUGGCUAAUUCUCGGUUUGAGUAUGUCAAACAAUAUGAGCGAAUGGAUAGAUUAUUACCUGAAACAUAUAUUGUGAUUCGAAUUGACGGCAAAGGAUUUCACAAAUUCACUAAAAAACAUGAAUUUGAAAAACCGAACGAUCUUAGGUGCUUGAGUUUAAUGAACGCAGCAGCUAAAGUAGUAAUGUCAGAAUUUACAGACAUUGUAUUGGCAUAUGGGGACAGUGAUGAGUACAGUUUUAUAUGGUCGAAAAGUACUGAACUAUAUGAACGAAGAGAAAGCAAAUUGGUCUCCCAUGUGUGCUCCUUGUUUACGUCUGCAUUCGUUUUCAAUUGGACUCGAUAUUUUGAUAUUCCACUCUUGUCUCUUCCAUCAUUUGACGGCCGUGCUGUUUUGUACCCCAGCAUUUUUGUUUUACGGGAUUAUCUGAAUUGGAGACAGGCAGACUGUCAUAUAAAUAAUUUGUACAACACUACGUUUUGGGCUUUAAUACAAAAAGGAGGAUUAACAAAUACAAAGGCAGAAGAAUACUUAAAGGGUACCGUCAGUUCUCAAAAACAUGAAAUUCUCUUUUCCCAGUUUCAUAUAAAUUAUAAUAACGAACUUGAAAUUUAUAAAAAGGGUUCAAUCUGGGUACGGGAGCUUGAAGAAAAUGAAUCAGCUCCUUCUAAACACCAAAAGUACUCUACGAAACAAAAACGAAAAAUGGGUCUACGAUUGCUUCAUGUAAGCAUUAUUGACAAUGAGUUUUGGAAUACUCGGCCCUACCUCAGCAUAUUGCUUAACUAA